Sturnus vulgaris (Common starling) is the source of this 5740-nucleotide messenger RNA. The record is from RefSeq and is a predicted model, not a curated record. Lineage: Eukaryota; Metazoa; Chordata; Aves; Passeriformes; Sturnidae.
UCUGGAGCAUUUUGCAGAAUCUGGAUGGGAAAGUAUGCUUCCCUUAAUACCAUUAGAGCUGAGGAGAAGGGUGUAGAUAUGGUUUGUAGUACUGCCUUUCAUUCCCAUCAACUCCAGUACUGCUUCUCCCUUUCAUACUCAGUCUAACCUGACUUAAUAUUCUGCUUCAAAAGACGGCAAUUAAACAAAAGGUCUGUGCUUUGUGCCAGCAUCUUUGAAGCCAACCAUGAGACUCCAUUCCCAGAGGAUGAAAGAUAAUUUCCAAGGAGGCCUAAAAUUUCUAGAGCAUUAACAAAGUAAGUGGAUGGUUUCAGUGAAUGACUGUAUUUAUUAAUAAUUGCAUUAACUGCCUCUUAUGGGUCUACACGUGUUGAUUUUUGCAUUAUUAUUCUGGUAACCAGCUCAGUCUUUUCAACACCAGGGAGGUGCAGUGAGUGAUUGCUGGUGUUUCUGCCUGGAGAAAGUGAAGAAAAUGAAGUUUGUCAAGGGACAAAUAACAAGUUGACCCAACUGGGACAUGUGGAAGACCAUUUCACCAGCCUGCAGAGGAUGUACAACAAUUGUGAGGUGGUACUCAGCAACCUGGAGAUUACAUAUGUGGAGCACAAUCGAGAUCUCUCUUUCCUGAAGACAAUACAGGAGGUUGCAGGUUACGUGCUCAUCGCACUUAACAUGGUGGAUGUCAUUCCCCUCGAAAACCUCCAGAUUAUCCGAGGCAAUGUGCUCUAUGACAACUCUUAUGCCCUGGCAGUUUUAUCCAACUACCACAUGAAUAAAACCCAAGGACUCCGACAGCUGCCAAUGAAGCGGCUUUCAGAAAUUCUCAAUGGAGGUGUUAAAAUCAGCAACAACCCCAAACUGUGCAACAUGGACACUGUUCUUUGGAAUGACAUCAUUGACACAAGCAAGAAGCCUCCCACAGUGCUUGAAUUUGCGAGCAACCUGUCUUCUUGUCCCAAAUGCCAUCAGAACUGCACAGAAGACCACUGCUGGGGCCCUGGUGAACAAAACUGCCAGACAUUAACAAAAGUCAUCUGUGCUCAGCAGUGCUCGGGUCGGUGCAGGGGAAAGGUGCCCAGCGAUUGCUGCCACAACCAGUGUGCUGCGGGGUGCACUGGCCCUCGGGAGAGUGACUGCCUGGCAUGCCGCAAGUUUCGGGAUGAUGCUACAUGCAAGGAUACGUGUCCCCCAUUGGUCCUGUAUAACCCUACCACUUACCAGAUGGAUGUGAACCCUGAAGGAAAAUACAGCUUCGGAGCCACUUGUGUGAAGGAGUGUCCACACAACUACGUGGUGACAGACCACGGCUCCUGUGUUCGCUCAUGCAACGCUGAUACUUAUGAAGUGGAAGAAAAUGGUGUUCGAAAGUGUAAAAAGUGUGAUGGGCUAUGCAGCAAAGUGUGCAAUGGCAUCGGAAUAGGUGAACUUAAAGGGAUCCUCUCCAUAAAUGCCACAAAUAUCGAUUCCUUCAAAAACUGUACCAAGAUCAAUGGGGACGUCAGCAUUCUCCCGGUUGCAUUUCUAGGUGAUGCCUUUACAAAGACCCUACCUUUGGAUCCCAAGAAGUUGGAUGUCUUCAAAACAGUCAAAGAAAUAUCAGGAUUUUUGUUGAUUCAAGCCUGGCCUGAGAAUGCUACUGAUCUCUAUGCUUUCGAAAAUCUGGAGAUUAUACGAGGCAGAACAAAGCAACAUGGCCAGUAUUCCCUUGCUGUUGUUAACUUGAAAAUACAGUCCCUAGGACUGCGGUCCCUCAAGGAAAUAAGUGAUGGAGAUGUUGCUAUUAUGAGGAACAAGAACCUCUGCUAUGCUGAUACCAUGGACUGGCACAGCCUUUUUGCAACUCAGAGCCAGAAAACGAAGAUUUUACAGAAUAGAGAUAAAAAUGAGUGUGCUGCUGCCAAGCAUGUUUGUGACCCCCUGUGCUCAGACGUAGGCUGCUGGGGCCCAGGGCCCUUCCAUUGCUUCUCCUGCAGGUUUUUUGAUCGUCAGAAGGAAUGUGUGAAACAGUGCAACAUCUUGCAAGGGGAGCCAAGAGAAUUUGAAAAGGACUCUAAGUGCCUCCCCUGCCACCCUGAGUGCCUGGUGCAAAACUCCACCAUGUACAAUGCAACCUGCACUGGACCUGGUCCUGACAACUGCAUGAAGUGUGCCCAUUUUAUAGAUGGCCCCCACUGUGUGAAAUCCUGCCCAGCAGGGGUUCUGGGUGAGAAUGAUACCCUCGUCUGGAAAUAUGCUGAUGUGAAUAAUGUUUGCCAGCUCUGCCAUCCCAACUGCACCCGGGGGUGCAAAGGGCCAGGUCUUGAAGGCUGUCCAAAUGGCUCCAAGAUCCCCUCCAUCGCAGCCGGUGUUGUCGGAGGCCUGCUGUGCCUGGUGGUGGUGGGCCUGGGCAUCGGCCUGUACCUGCGCAGACGCCACAUCGUCAGGAAGCGCACGCUGCGCCGGCUGCUGCAGGAGAGGGAGCUUGUUGAACCACUGACACCCAGCGGGGAGGCACCAAACCAGGCUCAUCUGAGAAUUUUAAAGGAAACAGAAUUUAAAAAGGUCAAAGUUUUAGGCUCUGGAGCUUUUGGCACUGUUUAUAAGGGACUUUGGAUCCCAGAAGGAGAGAAGGUUAAAAUUCCUGUUGCUAUUAAAGAGUUGAGAGAGGCUACAUCACCAAAAGCCAACAAAGAAAUACUUGAUGAAGCUUAUGUGAUGGCUAGUGUUGACAAUCCUCAUGUGUGUCGCUUGUUGGGAAUCUGCCUCACUUCUACUGUUCAGCUCAUCACACAGCUGAUGCCUUACGGCUGCCUCCUGGAUUACAUCCGAGAGCACAAGGACAACAUCGGCUCUCAGUACCUCCUCAACUGGUGCGUGCAGAUUGCAAAGGGAAUGAACUAUCUGGAGGAACGGCGCCUGGUGCACCGUGACCUUGCUGCCAGGAACGUCCUUGUUAAGACUCCUCAACACGUGAAAAUCACAGACUUUGGGCUGGCAAAGCUGCUCGGUGCAGAUGAGAAGGAAUAUCAUGCAGAGGGAGGCAAGGUUCCUAUUAAAUGGAUGGCAUUGGAAUCAAUUUUACACCGGAUUUACACUCAUCAAAGUGAUGUCUGGAGUUAUGGUGUGACAGUUUGGGAGCUGAUGACGUUUGGGUCCAAGCCAUAUGAAGGGAUCCCUGCCAGUGAGAUCUCCUCUGUCCUGGAGAAGGGCGAGCGUUUGCCACAGCCCCCCAUCUGUACCAUCGACGUGUACAUGAUCAUGGUCAAAUGCUGGAUGAUCGAUGCAGACAGCCGUCCCAAGUUUCGUGAGCUGAUAGCUGAAUUCUCAAAAAUGGCCCGUGAUCCUCCACGCUACCUUGUUAUACAGGGAGAUGAUAGAAUGCACCUGCCCAGCCCUACGGACUCCAAGUUUUAUCGCACCCUGAUGGAGGAGGAGGACAUGGAAGAUAUUGUGGAUGCAGAUGAGUACCUUGUGCCACACCAGGGCUUUUUCAACAGCCCUUCAACAUCUCGCACUCCUCUCCUGAGUUCAUUGAGUGCUACCAGCAAUAACUCUGCUACAACCUGCAUUGACAGGAAUGGGCAGGGGCACCCUGUGCGGGUAGACAGCUUUGUCCAGAGGUAUAGCUCAGACCCAACAGGUGCUUUCUUGGAGGACAGCAUAGAUGACAGCUUCCUACCAGCCCCAGAGUAUGUAAACCAAUUGGCGCCCAAAAAAGCAUCUGCCUCAGCAGUCCAGAAUCCAAUCUACAACAACUUCUCUCUCACAGCAAACUCAAAGGUCCCCACAGACUCCAGCUACCAGAAUUCACACAGCACAGCUGUGGACAACCCCGAGUAUCUCAACACCAACCAGUCUCCCCUGGCCAAGACAGUCUUUGAGAGCUCUCCCUACUGGAUCCAGGCAGGCAACCACCAAAUAAACCUGGACAAUCCUGACUACCAGCAGGACUUCUUACCGAAGGAAACCAAACCUAACGGUCUCCUGAAAGUUCCCGCAGCAGAAAACCCAGAGUACUUGAGGGUAGCGGCACCAAAAAGUGAAUACAUUGAAGCCUCAGCAUGACCAUAGGGAAUUUCUUCUUGCAGCAAGGCAAGCUGGAUAAGUGAACUGUUGGCUGCUGCAAGAGUGGACUCUGGCUCAGAGCAAAUGGCAACCACAAUGCAUCAAAAAGCACCUCUGCUUUUCAGCGUGGGGCUUUGAAACUGCAAAGCCUGUCUGAUGGUAGUUUGGGUCUUUCCUUUCCCGUUUCCAUGUAAUAACUGAGGCCCAUAUCCUGUGCUCAGAUGCAUGUUGGGAUGGAGCAGGAUCUUCCUGGACUGAAGAAAUAUGGAUGCAUUCCUUUCAUUUUCAAAUGGUAGCAUGGUAUAAAGCCACUCUGGGAUGAACUUGAGAGCUGUACACAUUGUACAGCCAAAUUCCUUUAUACAUUCUGUAUUUUUAUAAAUGUUUCUAACAGAAUUUUUGGAUCUUUUACAAGAUCAGAUGCUUGUACUGCUCGUCUGCUAAGUGUUGCUCAGAUCACCAGCAGGAAAAAGAAUUAUGUUCCAAAUCUCCUGGAACUGAAGCUGUUAUUCCAAACCACCAGAUUUUUACAAAUUGGCUCCAUGUACUGCCUUUUGGCCCAAAGGUGAGAAGUGUAUCUGAGGGAUGUAUGGGCAAUUCUGCUCAGGGCAGUAUGGAGAGGAUUGGUCUGAGGAAAACUAGCACAAGGAGCAAAAUGGCACAAUGCAUCACUUGCUGACCACUACUGCUACAAACUGACAAGAGGAACAGGCCUCCAAGUCACCUAUACAUGAUUAUAAAGUGUUCACUAGUCUGUUUUCUGAUGGUCAAACCCAAGACUUUUUUUUGUUCUGAUCCCUUAUGCAGCUGUCAAGUUGUCAAAAUGCCUUUCUUCUUCAACAAAACUGUUAAAGAUGUUGCCGUAACUGAAAAAUGAAGUGUCAGAUAAUGUUUAACAGACUUUGAUUAAAUGCCAAGGAAAUGCAAAUAGGGGCAAUUUGGAGCACUCAUGAGACAGACUGGAAGAACUCCACUAAAUUAAACUUGACUAAGGCAAGAAACACAGGUAGCUCUAGCUGAGCAGCUUUAUUUCCCUUUCUAAAGGGGCUCAAAGCAGAAAUAAUUUUCCCUUAUACAUUUGGCAAAGAAAAGGGGUAUCCAAGUAGUACACCUCACUGACUUCAAGGCAAAAUACUGCCAAUUGUCCCAUGCUGGGGCAGAGGCUGGGGCUGGUUACAUGUCCUUUUGGGGUUACUACUGGCAAUGCAGGAGUAGCAGUGAGAAAUAAUCUCCCUCUUCUGAAGCACAGGGUUGCCUACUGCUUCUUUGAAAUCAGCAGCAUCAUCUUCUGGUUGUUAGUGUGGUAUAGGCAGGCAAGGCAAGACUAAGAUUUUGGCUUGAUAAUAUAAAUCAGUCACAGCAGCAAAGGCAGCUACUCUUUCCAGUGACCCAUAAAAUUAUUCCAUCACUAACGUUUCUUAUGAAUGUAGGAGGAGUAAAGUGCCUAAAGUAUGAAUUUAGUCAGUCCUUUAGAUGCAUCCCACCAGCAGUUUUGCAGUGCUAUUUUAAUCAAACCACUAGGCCAGAAGGCAAAUUCUCAUUUGUGGACAAAGGCUCUUAACUAGUUGAAUGUUGGCAACUUGCUUGAGGGUAGCAAAGGCAGCUGACUUGGAGAGGAUCUUUAUUCUUAAUAUAAAGUAGCAAGAUAGAGUCAGAUUUACGCUGCUGCUGUGUUUUGAAUACAUCAUUAUGUGUU